UUUAGAUAUUUGCCAUAACUUUCUUACCAUAUUUGAUUUUCUUAUUUGUUGAAGAAAAGAGCAAUAUAAUUACCUAUAUUGGGUUUUACUUUUUGUAUGAAGAAAAUUGUAAUUCUUCUAUACUUGGCUAGUCCUUUUUCUUGUAGGAAAAAGUUUGUAUUUUUAUAAAUUGAAGAUUCUUCCUUUUCAUUCAACAACAUCCACAAUGUAGGGUUUGAGAGUCGUAUUUAGGGGGAGAACUUUACGGGAAAAGUGUUAGUGUGUCACUUGUGUUUCUCUCUUCGUGAGUUUGUUCUCUCGAUAUUUUGUACUCUCUUUUUAUAUAGUGGAAUGCUCAUCUCCGCUGUGGAGCUCAUAUGUAGCACCGGGAGAGACGACGCAAGUAGCUCAAUUACUCUGUGUGGUUUAGCUUUAAUCAACGAAACAUGUCUUCUCUUGUGAUAAAAUUGACAGAAAUGGCUGUUAAAGAAUCAGAACUAAUUACAGGAAUAGAGGAGGAGGUGGAAUGGAUAGAAAGGGAACUCAGACUAAUGGAAACUGUUCUGGAAUCUGUUCGGGCCAGGGACGAACAGGACCCUUGUGCUAUAGAGUGGGAAAAGGAGACUGAAGAAGUGGCUCGGAGAGCUGAGGAUCUAAUCGCAACUUACACAAAGAGAUUUCAAAAACAAGGCACAAUAGACUUGAGAAGAAAGUACAGACUGGCCAUAGAGCUAAAAGAGCUCAUGACUCAGAUCCAUAGUGUUUCUGAGAAGGGGAAGAAGAUUAUUAUCGGAAAUAGUGCUGAUAAGGAUCAGGAUGGACAAAUCACGGUCGAAACGGCAACGCGCAGACCCAACAACACUGUCUCUUCCGCUAUGGAGCAGCUCAAUACUGUAUUGAGUCAAAAAUGGCUUCUUGAUGCAAGAGAUCUUAAGGUGGUUAAGUCCGUGAGAGAUGAACUAACUCCUUUGCAGGAUAUUCUAGAUGAAGUGGAAGGGUUAGAAGAUCAACAGUUAUACCAAGUUUGGGUGCACCAGAUAGAAGGUGUUUUUCAGUUGGUUUAUGAUACCUUUGCAUCCCGGGUACAUGACGGCGUGAAACAGGGCAAUGGUUUUAGAUCUCUUAUUGCACCAUUAUAUUCGCUUUACAACGUACCUCGGCUUGAUCAGAAAAUUCUGAAGAUCAGGAAGCAAAUCUCUGAAAUAUGGAGAAGAUACCAUACAUAUGAAAUUGGUGAAUUAAGAGGAAGAGAGACAUGGAGGAGGGUGGUUGUCCCCAAACCAAUAAGUCCGGAUAUGUAUACCUCAGUGUCUGCAGUUUCCUCAACCAAAGAUAUAACAGAGUGGCUUAAAGUGGAGAUGGAGCUAAUGAAGUAUUUCAUUGAACAUGCCCAAAUUAGAGAAGAUUCAGACGAGAGAAAUAAGGUUUGGUUCCGGCAGAUGGAAGAAAUCUAUCCUGAUCUUGAGGCCAAGGCUGUUUUUGCACAAGGAAUCAUAGAAGAAAGGGGUUAUUUAUUCAAUCCACUGAGUUUGAUUAGGUUUGAAAAUAGAGUUAAGAAAAUACAAAAACAGAUUUAUUACAUGUCGAACAGGAAAAUAGCAUACGAUAUCAGCAGCAUCACGCAACAAGCAGCUAGUACUGUUAUCCCGCAACCACCACCCCUGGACAUACUUUCAGGAGAUGAUGAAGAGCGCACCUUGAGAGAAUCAAAUCCAAGGCAGCGCCAGCGGUGGUCGCUGUUUUGUUUAACAGGGAGAAGAUUAAUUAUUAGGUGCUCUAGAUUUAGGCUUUCUGAAUCAGAGCGCACCUUCUUUAGAGAAUGGUGGUUGUGGUUUUUCCCAUUCAGCAUUCCCAUUUGGCUAUAUUUUAUCAUCUUUAGAAGUAUUUUUUCUACAAUUGGCAACACUCCAGACCUUCGGCAUUCAGUUGAAAGAGAGUUGCAGCUAAUGGAUGCGUUGCUAAAAGAUAUUCGGACAAUGAUGGAGCUGGAUGCAAGGCUAAAUAUUUGGGCGGAGGAAGUGCAAGCUGUCGUCGAAGAAGCACGUCAUGUUUUAGAGCAGGGAGCUGGUCCCGCCAUUCUCCUCAAUAAAAGGUACGGUUUUGCAAAGAAGCUUUCGUGGAUCAUGAAUCGGAUUGACCAGGUCCAUGAAUGGAAGAUGACAUAUGACAUAACCAUCAAAGGAAGAAAAGGCUCAGGUGCUGUCAUCCAGAGUAUUGAAGAGCGAGAACCAUACCCUUCUGGUUUUCUCUCAACCAAAAUUCAAUCAAUCAAAAGAGAGAUGAAUCUGAUGCAAGCUUUGAUGGAAGAUGUUAAGAUGAUGGAUAGAGUUGAUGCUAAAGUGCAAGUUUGGGUGGAAGAAAUUAGCGGCAUUGCUUUAGAAAUCAAGAAUUUGAUUGAUUUGUACUGCAAAGGAAAUAAGCUGGUCAUUUCAUUUAUCGAUGCAUUUAACGUGCCAUAUCCAAAGUGGAUAGCGCAUGUUAAUCGACUGAAGAAAAAGAUUCAGAGGCUCCAUAAUAGAAGGCUCGACUAUGGAAUUGAACAUAUUGCUGGAACUCCUCCUUACUUUGUUGAGAAAAUAAAGGCAAGGCUGCUUAUCAACUGCCAAGACCUCUGCAUCUUUCCAAUUUUAGAUGUAAAGGAUAAUGAUAAGGCAAAACUUCAACAACUACUCAAUGACGAUUACACCAUCAUCUGUCAUUUUGAUGUUCGCGUGUAUAUAAGGAUGCCUCAGGAAUUAAAUGUCAUUGCUAUCCUGAAAGAAAUGGCAAAUCAAGUUCUCGAGCAAUUACAGCCAGCGGAACAUAAUGAUGAUCAGGGCAGUAUAGUUGAAGAUCAAGAAGGAAUAUCAUGGUCUGUGCCCAAACUGCAAGAUGCUUUACGCAAAGACAAAUGGUCAAGUCAUGAGGGAAUAGCUCAAGCACUUAAAGAACUUUUAUACCCCAUAAGAUACCUCGUUGUCUUCCAUGAUAUUCAGAUCAUUCGUGGAAUCUGGAGUGACCUUCGACAAGCUUUUCCAAACGCUUCCAGUGGCAGUCGUGUUGUACUUUUCACUGCACAUGAAGCAGUUGAGAACACCUCGGAGCUUCUUAGCCUCUGUCAGAACUCAGAGCUGAAUGAUAUGACCGAUGCAAGGAACGAGGAGAUAGAUGAAAUUAGCAACUUCCAAAUACAAGCACCUAUCAGAGUAAGAGAGACUCCAGCAGAGAAAAGAGUUUUGUCAGAGUGGGAGAAGGUAGUAGAACGGCUAAACCGUAAAACACCUCAUUUAGAAUCUGCAGAUGUGAUUUAUGGAAAGGUCCCUGGGUACCUGAGGCAAUGCCUAUAUUACUUCCUACUAUUUCCAAAAGAUUUUAAAAUCCCUGCCAGGAGACUAAUCGCGCUGUGGGUGGCAGAAGGCAUAGCGAAGCAAAAGAGGGGUGAAGAGAAAUCAGCUGAGGACAUUGCUGAAACCUAUCUGAAUGAACUGAUUGACCAAAAUGUGGUGCAAGCCACAAAGACAAAGCUCAAUGGAAAAGUAAAAGUGUGUCAGCUCCGCGAUGGCACACGAAAGUGGCUAGAAAAGGUUGUGGAGGCAAAUUUUUUCAAAGAUUCUGCAGGUAGGAUUUGUCGACUCGUUGAUCAUCUCCAUGAAGAUGACGUAACUCAUCGUCAAAUUCAUGGAAAUGAUCAUCCCAUUUCUUCAAAUUCAUUCCGGCGUCUAUAUGGAAAUGUCCUAUCUUUCUUGUCAUUUGAUACACAAGAAGGAAGUAAACCAGGAGAGAAUAUCGGAUGCUUCCUCAGUAAAUGCAUUUCAAAUCGGUGCUUUCGGUCCCUGAGGGUACUUGACCUGGAGAAAGUAUUCAGACCCCAGUUGCCAAGGGAACUAUCGGCACUCAGUUGCUUAAGAUAUCUAGGGCUAAGGUGGACUUACCUAGAAGAACUCCCGAGCAGCAUAAGCAAAAUGUUAAACCUCCAACUGCUGGAUUUGAAACACACCUACAUAAGCGCUCUGCCAGAAUCAAUAUGGAAAAUGCAUUAUCUUCGACAUUUAUACAUGAGUGAAACCUAUAGAAGCAAAUUCCCUAGUGUGCCAAAGCGAAUUGCUCUUAGUGAGUUGCAGACAUUGUGGGGUGCUUUCAUAGAUGAAGAUAGUCCAGUGCUAGAGGGGCUUAACACCCUGAAAGAAGUUAAAAAAUUGGGUUUGUCUUGUAGGGCCAUGACAUCUCAACAACUCAUGAAUUCACAACUGGAGGCUGUUGGUGACUGGAUUUUGGAACUGAAACAACUUGAAUCUUUAAGAUUGAAAUCCUUUGAUGAGCGCGGCAAUCCUUCCACUCUUUAUCUGAAACCAUUGUCAAGCCUCACAAGUCUUUCGACCAUCUAUUUACUCGGAAAGCUCAAGUAUCCAUCUGUUAUUUCUGGAUUUCCCACAAAUCUCAUCGACCUAACAUUGUCAGCUUCAGAAUUACAGGAUGACCCGAUGCCUGCAUUAGAGAACCUUCGGAAACUGAUCAUUCUAAGGUUUUAUUCUAAAUCUUCGACAUGUAAGAGCAUGAAUUGCUCUUCAGGUGGUUUUCCUGAGCUUCGGUUUCUUGAACUCUGGCUAUUAGAAGAACUUGAAACCAUGAAAAUUGUAAAAGGAGCAAUGCCUAAUCUCGAAAGCUUGGAAAUCAGAUCAUGCACAAGAUUAGAAAUGCUUCCUUCUCAGUUGCAACAUAUGCCAGCUCUCAAGAGGUUGAAGUUGUCACCACAGGAAUUCCAAAAUAAGAUCAAAGAAAAUCAAAGGCAGCUUUGGAGUAACCUUGAGCAUUUGGUGGAAGAUCCUUUCAAAUGAUUUCAUGCAUACUGCGUCCCUUCUCUGCCACUGCAAAAUUGUCACAGUUUGAAUAAUUUCUCUUCUGUAAUAGAGUUCUCCCUUUUCCCGUGUACAUUUUUCUUUCUUUCAUAUGAUUGGAAGUUACUAAGCAAAACCCAUUUUAUAAAGCCAAAUUUGUUCCGGGGAUUUGUUUGAAUCAAAGGGAUGCUUAUUUAUGGAUUCCUUUUUGUUGGUUAGAAACGCUCAAA
Molecule: messenger RNA, 5023 nt
Organism: Nicotiana tabacum (common tobacco)
Lineage: Eukaryota; Viridiplantae; Streptophyta; Magnoliopsida; Solanales; Solanaceae
Biological process (GO): defense response to other organism
Source: RefSeq, a predicted model, not a curated record